This is a messenger RNA of Gopherus evgoodei (Goodes thornscrub tortoise), 6199 nucleotides long. RefSeq names its product RAB11 family interacting protein 2 (gene RAB11FIP2). Gene Ontology annotation, cellular component: endosome; phagocytic cup. Gene Ontology annotation, molecular function: small GTPase binding. Gene Ontology annotation, biological process: regulated exocytosis. The record is from RefSeq and is a predicted model, not a curated record. Lineage: Eukaryota; Metazoa; Chordata; Testudines; Testudinidae. The transcript has 6 exons. The coding region runs from base 132 to 1664 and encodes 510 amino acids.
AGUGCGAGGCGCAAGUCGCGGAGAAGGCUCGUCAGCCGCCGGGGAGCCCAGCCUGGUAUCGCCGCGCUCGAGGAGCCGCCCCCGCCCCCUCCGCAGCUGCAGGGCUGGGGACUGAGGCGCCGAGGCUGAUAAUGUUGGCAGAGCAAGCCCAGAAGUGGUUCCCAACCCACGUGCAGGUUACAGUUCUUCAAGCCAAAGAUCUGAAGCCAAAAGGCAAAAAUGGCACCAACGAUACCUACACUAUUAUACAACUGGGCAAGGAAAAAUACUCCACCUCGGUAGCUGAGAAGACCCUGGAGCCAAUCUGGAAAGAAGAGGCCUCAUUUGAGCUCCCUGGAUUAUUGAUGCAGGGGAAUCCAGAGAAAUACAUCCUCUACCUGAUUGUCAUGCACAGGUCGCUGGUGGGGCUGGAUAAGUUUUUGGGACAGGUGGCAAUAAAUCUAAAUGAUAUAUUUGAGGACAAGCAACGAAGAAAAACAGAAUGGUUUAGCCUAGAGUCCAAACAGGGGAAAAGAACUAAAGACAGAGGAGAAAUCAAAGUCAAUAUUCAGUUUAUGAGGAAUAAUAUGACAGCAAGCAUGUUUGAUCUGUCAAUGAAGGACAAAACAAAAUCCCCCUUUGCUAAACUGAAAGACAAAAUGAAGGGUCGAAAGAAUGAUGGGACGCUUUCGGAUACAUCCUCUGCAAUCAUUCUGAGUACUCACAUACCUGAUGCGAACAUGGACAUGUCUAGUAAUGAAAUACAAAUAAAAUCAAAACCAAAAAAACCUUUCCUUUUGGGACCUCAGCGAUUAUCUUCAGCUCAUUCAAUGUCUGACUUAACUGGAUCACAUGUGUCUUCAGAAAAAAUGAAAUCCAGCACAAUUGAGCAUACACACCUUUUCAGAAGUCAGUUAGAAUCUUUUACUUCUGUUGACGAAAAUGGAAGUCUAAAAUCUCCACAUAGGAGGACAUUAAGUGCUGAUACUUCUAAAAUGAACCAGCUUGACAACACAGCUGAUGAAAGCAAAUCAGCAUCUGAAGCACAAAAUGACCCCUUUACAAAUGCGAGUGCUUCAUUGCCCCAAAAGUUUGCAACGCUGCCAAGACAGAAAAAUCCAUUUGAAGAAAGCUCUGCAUCGUGGGACCAAAACAUAAGUCUGUUUUCCAAGCCUGUUGAAAUAAAAAAAGAAAUUAAAAAAGAGAAAAAGGAGAAAGUUAGCCUUUUUGAAAGAGUGACUGGAAAAAAAGAUGGCAAGAAGUUGGACAAACUUAGCAAUGGGGGAUCUGACAGUUCCACUGACUUGAAAUCACCUAGUGCAUUUGAAAGUCAUAAGGAGAGUUUUGAUUAUAAUUCACGUAAUCCGUUUACAACAAACUUCAAACCCACAAGCACGUUGCCGGCAUCUAGUUUUACUAUGAAUUCUGCAAGCAUUGAAGACUUCAGGAAAAAAAGGGAUGGAAAUCCUUUUGAUGCUACUGCAGGGUACCGUAAUCUUACAUAUGAAGAGGUCUUGCAGGAGCUGGUGAAACAUAAAGAGCAGCUUAAGAAGAAAGACACCCAUAUCCGUGAACUUGAGGACUACAUUGACAAUCUUCUUGUACGAGUAAUGGAGGAAACUCCUAGUAUUCUGAGAGUGCCAUAUGAACCUUCUCGAAGAGCUGGCAAAUUUUCCAAAAGCUAAGGCAAUAACACUUCAUGGUUCUUUUUGUUGAAUGUGUUAAUGGAAGGACAUUGCACUACACAUUUUGAUGUCCUAAUUUUGUUCUAUUGUCCACUCCUUUUCCCUUCUGAGAGAUUCAGAGUUUUGUCCUCCAAAUACUAGCAGGGACUGUCAAAACUAGUAGUCUGCUAUGUUUAUUAAAGAACUUUGUAAAAACAAAUAGGAGAUAGAGUAGAUGAAUUUAUCAUUUCUUUUUGGAAAUUACAUUUAGCUAUAUUUUACUUGCAGUACUGUAAAUAAUACACUUUGAAAAUGUCCAUUCAGUUGUUUUACAUGAUAAUUUACUCCUAGCCCUGUUGCGGUUUGAUACCUAUCAUAUGUCUACUUUUACUACUUAUUGAUACACUAUUGUGCAAAGUCACUCUUUUUGGUAUUACAACAUGCCAUCACGGGUGUCAUGCUAAAGUCUGUAUGGUACGUUUUGCUGGAAGUGAAUAUGGAUUGUUGCAAUGUGAUAUUUCAAUAUAGUUAAUUCUCAGCAUUUAUUAGAGAGAAACAGUGGAAACAAAGAGGAAAUGCCAUAUCCUUUACAGUACACUUUGUUAAGAAUGUUUUAAAAUAUCAUGUCAGUUCAACAAUGGCAUGUAUUUCAAUCAGUUAUUUUGUGUGCAAUGAACAUUGAACUUUGAAAUCCAUAAGUUAUAAGCUAAUUAAGAUAUGGGGUUUUUGGUGUAAAAUUAUUGCAUGCCUUUUUAUACAUUAAAAUAGUGUAAACAAAAUGCUAAUAGAGUCAGAAGUAGGACUGAAGAAAGUGGUGGAUAAAGAGUUUAAUACUUUUUUCACUCAAAUCCUACAGCAGUAAAAAAAAAGUUCAGAAGGAGAAAUAAGAAGACUGACUUAAAGAGAGAUGAUUCUGAAGAAUUAAAGUGACUCAGUCUCAAGUUGGGUUUUUCACGUAAUGCGUCUUUCCUUUGAUUUCCAAGGCUGCUAGGAAAAGGGUGUAUGCUUAGGCAUGCCUGGAGUAUUUCUCAGAAAGACGUAAAACUAAAAAGAGGAGGUCUAUAUUCCUUUUCAAUCAUUUUAAAGGUCUGCUUUUACUAAGGCUGAUGGAAGAGGUAUUUUGAAUAAGCAUUCAUCUAAUCAUUUAUAUUUGCGUAUAAUAUUGUGUACAAAAGUAUGUACUCUUUCACAUAUCAGCCAAAUACAGUACUCAACUUCUGAUGGGAAACAAUGGUGUAAGAAAAAUAUCUUUACUAAUAGCCACUAAAUUAUUUUAAUUGCCUUAUAAGUCUUAAGUGGAUUGUCUAUUACUGUGAAAUUCUGAGAUGUAUCAGAACUUAUGCAGGAGAAUAUAAUAGCAUUGGAUUUAAGAAGUUAAAAUUCUUGGUUUGGAAAGAAAAUUUUGUGUGCAAGGUAGCUGGAUUUUUAUUUUUUGCUUUCCCCAUUUGUUCUUGUAAACUGCUUAUUUUUCUUACACUGGCAUAUGGUGGGCUUUUCUGAGGAGGAAAAAAGCCUAAAAUUAACUUCUGAUUUUGUUGUUGUUGUUGUCUUAAAGAGUGAGACUUUUUUUCAUGUUUAAGACUUCAAAAAUUAAUAAAUCCAUCUUGAAUUGUUCAGAUUCUAGACACUAUGAGAUAAACCAUUGGUAUCAGAGAGCUCUUGACCAUAUAACUAUAUUACAGCAGUAUUGCAUUGUACUCAGAAGAAAAUUAUUUCUUUGUACAGUGUGAAUAACUUUUCACUUUUUGACUUUAUUUCUUGAUUUACUUUGCAUUCUCCAGAAUGACAUGGGGCGGUACCUGGGAUGGGAAAAAGGAUGGAUUGAUUGUACCAGGUUCAUAAAAAGUGUUAAGUAUGAAAGUCCUGACCCUGUGUUGGGAUUCAUUAGCAUAAACUAUUGUGCUUGGGCGGAGCCACAGUGACUACAGUGGGACUCCUCCUGGUUGUAAGGUUCUGUGUUAGCAGAUCAUGUUUCAGGAUUAAGGCCUGAUUCACUAAGUAGUUGCUAUUACGACCACCCAAGGAUUCAUCAGGUAUUGUACCUCAUAAACUAAUAUGAAUGUUCUUUUGUCUACUUAAGUCUAAAUGACUCAGUUUAUUGUAAUAUAGUUAAAGUGCCAAAGCAUAUUAAGUUGCAGUUCAUUUAUUGCUGAGUUAGUUUUUGCACUUGAAGGAGAUUUUAAUUUAGAAAUUAUACAAGGUUGUCUGUCAAUUAUUCAGUAUUCCCACAAAGAUUCUCAAACAUCUUAGAGUAGUUUGGCUAAAGCUAAUGCCUUUAUAUAUAUUGGGGGAAAUGUGCCAUUGAAUUUGAAGCUGAACUCCACGUUAAUUUCAAAAAUCACUGAUGCUAUGCGAUCCUAAGUUUGUAAGGUUUCUUCUCUCAUCACUGUCUUAUACAUAUCAAUGGGAGUUUCACAAGCAAACGAGUAGGAAAAUAUUUCAUAAUGAGUUUCAACUUCUGCAAACCAAUCUAUAGUUAUUAAAAUGAAGCAUUACUGUAUUUAGAACCUUUGAAAUCAUUUCUAUUAGAAUGUUAAUGUGGAAUAUCAAAAUCUAUAAUUGCCAAAAAGUAGAUCAUUUGCAUAGAAGAAAUGAUAAGCAGAUUAAAGGUAGCAAAAAGAUCAAUGUUAGUGCAUGAGUGAAGAAAUUUAGUGCAGUUUUUAAUGUGCUGUCUAGUUCUUUAUCUGAUCUGUAACUGAAUAAAAGCACCUUUUAUUUCUCCUAGUUUAUCACAAAAAGGGAGAAACAAAUUUAGUUUAGAAAAAGGUACAGUUACUAAAAUAUGAAGAAUGAAGCAUGUACAACUAUAAAAAUAGUUGUACAGUGUUUGUGUAAUUUAAGGUACGAGUUACUUUUGGUUCAGUUUUGGAAAGAUAUUAAAUGCACAUGCUUUUCUGUUUUAAGUAGGGUUUUUUUUAAUUAUUCACAUUUUCUGGGAAUUUUUACAGGUUAUUUUUUCAAGGACAUCUUCACCGUAAAAAUAUUUUAUGGACUAUGCAAAAUUUUCAAAUCAAAACACUUCAUACAAAAUAUUCCAUACAUGUAUAAGACACAAGGAAAUCUCUGUUGAUUUUACUCUUAAGCAUAACACUAUAAAAGCAUCUUCUAACAGUUUUUGAAUCUAUAAUAUCUUACCGCAGACAAUCCAUCUUUCAGUACUCUAAACUAUAAAGAUGAAAACACUGGCAAUCCACACACUUUUAUUGAUCUUAUCUCUGAAAAAUUAUCUUGAAGCUUCAUCAGUAUAUGUACUGUACUUUGAAAUAUUCCUUUGAAACAGCUCUGGUACUAGCAAUGUAUUUAACUACUUUCUUGAAUGAAUAUCAAGGCCAUAUUUUAGAGUUGUAAAUAACCAAUGAACUUCUUGCCAUUCAAUAAGACUGUUUAAUAUUAAUGUAUUGCUUUUUGCUGCUGUGCGUAUGUAUGUUGAUAUUGGUUUUGCAACCUACCAAUGUGUAGCAUUAUCCAUAGAUUACAUAUAACUCCAUCUAUUGCUGUUGUCUGUAAAUCAAGACUAGUCGUAAUUUUCCAACUAUGAAAAUGAUGCCUUGUAUUUGAAAGGGUUCUACAAAUGAGGACCCAAACAGAACUGAGCUCAUUAGUAACCAGCUUACAUUAUUUUGCUGUAAGGAUGUUCUUUCUUUAACUAGGUGCAUCUUAAAAGAAACAGAACUACUGUCUUAAUAUUUUUACUGCUGCACUGGAGUUUUAUUUACACCUAUAGCUUUAAAAAAAAGUUGUCCUACACCAAGUUUUUAAACUAAAUUCAUGCUUUGUUGCUGUUUGUGUAUCCAUAACUAUGGUAGUUAAGGUAGAGGUGUCAACUGUGUGUUUUUAAAUGGUUAAAUGGUAAAGCCUCUUGAUUCAUUUGCUCUGUUUUGAGGUAAAUGGUGAAGGGUUAUACCACUGCUGUGUUCCUGAUAUUAGAUUUAAGGCUUUGUCAGCAUUUCCAUUCUAACCCCCUGUUUUCAGGGAUUUAUAACUUCUAAAUCUAGAUACAGUCACUGGAAGUGUUUUUAAUAUGCAAUAGGUGGCACUUGAAUCUGUUUAUGAAGGAUUGGGAGAUUUAUUUCUGUUGAUAAAGGCAGAAACGGCAUUUAUUUUAUCUUUCAUAAUUUGUAUGUUGAAAAAUCCACUAUAUUUGCUGUUAAGUGUAUUACAAAUGAUACAUUCACUCUUAGAAGCUUCCAGGUGGCUUGUAUUAUGUUAGGUACAAUAAAAUGCUGAAGAUCCAAGUUAUAUAGGAGGACUGUAAAAAAUGUGAGCAUUACUUAAAACUAAAGGGUUGAUUUGUCUCGUGCAAUGAAUGGUAGCUUGUAUACAUUUUUAAAGUUACAGAUUUACAACUAUAUGCACCCGUGACAACUGUAUACUUACGAUAUUGAAUGAAACAUUUUUGUUAUAUUCUGUGCACUAGGUGUUGAACUCUCUUUAGUUGAUUAAAAUAUGUAAUCUUAAUAUUUGAAUUUAUUUUCAUUCAGUAUUGCAUGUGUAACACUAAUAAAACACAGUGCACUACAGCAAAUGUCUUGUAGUUUAAUGUGUCUAAUGUGUGC